GCUGUGGGUAGCGAGUUAUAAGUGAAGUGGGAGAUUAACGGUGGUGGGAAUGCUUGCUCAUGGGUGUCGGGCGGCAAGCAAGGGAUGCAAGUUCAGGCUCGGUGGUGGACGUGCAGUUGAGUCGGGUUGUGGCAGUUGCUCUCAGUGUCGCUCAAGUCGCGGCGCGCGGUGGUCGUGCGUCGAGCGCGUGUGGAGUGAUGUCUGCGAGAUGAGGCUCUCGCUGGUGCUUCUGUGGUUGGGUGCGGCGGCGGCAUGCGGCCCGGGCCGCGGUUUCAACCGUCGCCACGGACCGCGCCGCAUCACCCCCCUUGUCUUUGGCCAGCACGAUCCGAAUGUUAGCGAAAAUAAGAACACCGCCAGUGGUCCUCCCGAGGGCCGCAUCACCAGAGAUGACGAGAGAUUUAAAGACUUAGUGCCUAAUUAUAAUCCGGAUAUAGACUUUAGGGACGACGAAGGCACUGGCGCUGAUCGUCUAAUGACUCAGAGAUGCAAGGAGAAAUUAAACACUCUCGCAAUCAGCGUUAUGAACCAGUGGCCGGGAGUGCGGCUCCGUGUGAUCGAAGGUUGGGACGAAGAGAAUAAUCAUCUAGACAAGUCUCUCCACUACGAGGGUCGGGCUGUGGACUUAACCACCAGUGACCGAGACCGCAGCAAAUACGGUAUGCUGGCCCGCCUCGCUGUCGAAGCCGGCUUUGACUGGGUCUUCUAUGAAAGCCGGUCUUACAUUCAUUGUUCUGUUAAAACAGAAUCAUCUGUGGGAACUGGUGCUGGCUGUUUCCCUGGCGGCUCCGUAGUUCACACUGAGAAAGGACCGAAGGAUAUAGCUGCCUUGCAGAAGGGAGACAAGGUCUUAGCAGCUGAUGAUAAUGGCAUGAUGAUUUAUUCUAAGGUGCUAACAUUCAUCGAUCGUGAUCCUAAUGCAACUCGACAGUUCAUCGAGAUAACUGCGGAGAAUGGUGUUGCGAUCACAACGACGCCCUCACAUUUGCUCCUUCUCGCUGCAGCUGACGGUUGGCGCGAUGUCUUUGCAGCUAACAUCAAAGAGGGAGACGUACUAUUGACAAGAGGUCGAAGUGAUGUUAUGAGGCCCUCGAGAGUAACGAGAACUCGUAUCCUCACGAAACGAGGUGUUUUUGCCCCGCUUACCAAAGCCGGCACUAUCAUAGUGGAUGACGUUCUGGCGUCAUGCUACGCGCUAGUACGCAGUCAUUCGCUUGCGCAUGUUGCGAUGGCACCAUUGCGAUGGCUUUCCAGUUGGAGCACUUCUUCAGAAACGACCAAAGGCGUCCACUGGUACGCGAGCGCGCUUUACUCUUUCGGCGACUACGUAUUACCAGCAUCGUAUAGAUAUCGAUAAGUUUUGAAGAAUUAAUAUACAAUUUUCAUAUAUACGUCGCAGGUCCGUUUAGAUUUAUCUGUGAAAAUUUAUAUUAAUUCAAGAAAAUAGAAGGAGUAGGAAAGGGCGCGCAGGACGUGCAAAGGACACAUGUAAAUAUAUUAUUGAAAUAGACAGUGUACAUAUAAACACAAAUGCGACAUCAUAGAUAGUGUAAAUAUCACUUGUGGACAUUUGAACGUUUAGCUAUAUAAUAAAAUCGACAACGAUCGCAGCUUACCCUCCCGUAAGAAUUUAUUUAUUAAGUAAUUUUUAAGAUCAUUAUUAUGCAAAUUACGCAUUAAUCGAUUAACAAUACGUAUAUUUGUAAAUUGUGUCGGUAUUGUUAUUCUGCACAAUGCAGAAAUACUUUAAUGUAUGCGCUUAUGUUUUUUUUUUAAGAAACCGUAUUAUUAUAAUUAUUAUUAGUUUCACUUUCUCGGUGAAUCGAAAAGAUCCAAUUGAGUAGACCUUGUUCUAGAAAAGGUUUCAAUGUUAUUGUCUUGUCGGGACACACGACGUUCGGUCGCAACCAGACAUUCCAUGACUCUAAUCUUUUACCAACAUACACAAAUUGUUAAUGAAAUUGUGAUUUUGGUACCUAAAACAGUGCCUUAAGUUUUUUAUUUAUUCUUAAUUAUAAGCUAGGUGUCUAUUUAUGAACUGACGAAAUUAUUUAGAUCUAACUUAUUCUUUUUUUUUGUUGACUUUCUAAAGCCUAUUUAUUCCUUAUGUUGUGGUUUGAUUUUUUCUCAAUCUUCCUUAAUUUUUAUUCUCUAUCUUCAGAUUGUUUUUCUAAAUGAAAAACUUGAUCAUGUUUUGUUUAAAUGUAUUUCACUCAGCGUAGUGAUUAAAUCAAUACAAUAUUUUAAUUUAAAAGUAAUAGAUCUAUCUAAAAAAGUUGAUGUUUAAAUUUUGUGUAAGUAUAUAUUUAAAAACAACGUGAAUAUCUUAUUUUUAAUUUAGAGUCCUCAACUGUUGCAAGAUAGUGUGAACUGAAAUGCUAAUAAUAAAAAUUAAGGUUAUUGUUCCUUCAAGCGUAUAUACAACAUUCAUAGAUCCCCUAAGCAGUAUUUAAUGAACGUGUAUUAUUAAGUGACCUGUUGUAAGCGUCAUCGUCCUGCAUGUAGAUCAUGUUUUUAUGAUCGUGUACUGAUGUAUCGGUUCCUAUAGAAUGAAUUUAAAGGACUGUAAUUAGAUUGCAACAGCAACAGCAAUCACUAGGAAUAAUUUGUAGAAUAUAUGUACUUUACAUUGUAUUUAUUACAAUCGUUUCAAUACGUGACUAAUGUUUCAUUUAAGUAGCAUAUUAUGCUGUAUAGACACUAACAACUACUGUAAAUUAGGUGCUUAAACAUUAUUUAUCUGAGAGAGCUUUAAGUAUUAAGUAUUUGACAAAAGAUGCCGUGUUGCCAUAGCCUUUGCCAUAUUAAUGUAAGGGAUAAACAGUUUUCCAUUCACUUAAAAUUAUAAAAACUUAUUGCACAACUACGCACAAAAUUGUUUGACUAGCGCUGUUUUAAUUUAGAAUGUUCCUAGUGAACAUGAAACAGUUUUUCCCUCUAAAAUGUAAUUGAAGGUAAAUUUAGGUAAAUUUUUUUAUUAGGUCAAACCUUUUAAUUUACCUAUUUAGUGUAAGAACAUUGUACUUACAAAGAAUUACUUUAACUAUUUGUGAAAUCGAAUUUCAGUAUUAUCAUUAAGUAAGCUGUUUUGAAUCAUCAAAACAAUAUGUUUAUUACUUUUACUGACCCUCUGUGAACGUCUAAUUUUUAUAGCGUAGUAUUUAGCUCUUAAUAUUGUAUGUACUCCCAUUUGAUUACAGUAUAAAUAAACUACCCAGAUGUUUGUCAAUGAAGUUAUCAAAUGUCUCGUCAUUAAGAAAUGCAUGUGGUUUAUAAAUGCUCCAACCUAGUUUCUGAAUACGAACAGAACCAUCGGUUUGAAAACUAGUUCAAACUGUUUAUUUUUGUUCUAAAGAAAGAAGUUGAUUUUGAAGAAACGCAGUUAAAAUUUGACACCAAAAAUUCAGGUUGAGAAACAUACAACUGCUGUUACUUUUAAUUCGAAAAUUUAGAUUGAAAAUUAACCUAGCUUAUUUCUUCGUGUUAAAUACACAGAUCACACGAAAGUCUUAAAGUGGGCAGUGGCUUUCAAGCUUCGGUGUCUAUAGACUAUUACCCCUAGGUCGUGAUCUAGAAGGCGAAUCUAAAACCACAUUGAAAUAAUAACAAAGGAGGAAUAACCUUGUGAAAAAUGUAUGAUUCGAUGUAAAAUUAUUGAACAAUAUUAAUUUAUUAGCUUUUCGUUUAUUAGCUCUCAGUUUCUGUGAGUAGGUACUUUGUAAACUUAUUUAAUCGUCGAUUCGUGUAAUUAUUUUUAGACAUUCUUAUAAAGAAAAAAAGCAGUCGUCUGGGAUGUACGAAGUAUUAGUUAGAAUUUCUGUCGUGUUUACAAAAUGUAUUAUUACAUAUAAAUAAAAUGUUGGCUUUGUGGACGAAA
Bombyx mori (domestic silkworm) is the source of this 3877-nucleotide messenger RNA. It is a transcript of the gene hh, whose product is annotated as sonic hedgehog protein. The record is from RefSeq and is a predicted model, not a curated record. The transcript is spliced from 5 exons. Gene Ontology annotation, biological process: protein autoprocessing; smoothened signaling pathway; intein-mediated protein splicing. The coding region runs from base 50 to 1357 and encodes 435 amino acids. Gene Ontology annotation, molecular function: calcium ion binding; patched binding. Lineage: Eukaryota; Metazoa; Arthropoda; Insecta; Lepidoptera; Bombycidae.